AUGCCUCAUCUACUGCGGCAGAACCUGCUGUUGCCCAGUCCGCCCACGGUGGUCAUGCACGAUCCUCGCACCCACCUGCGGCACCUGCCCCCGGCCUACAGUCCCGCCCAGACGCCGCUCAGCCGGGAACGGGACUUCGCUCCCCAGGUGCGCUAUCACCUGGAGAUGCCACGCAAGCCCAAGUUCCGACCCUGCAAGGUCAUCUUCGUGGGCGACUGCUCGGUGGGCAAGACGGCCAUUGUCAAUCGGUUUUGCUACGACAAAUUCCAGUCGAACUACAAGGCCACCAUUGGCGUGGACUUUGAGCUGGAGAAUUUCAGUAUUCUGGGUCACAACUACAGUCUGGAAAUGUGGGACACGGCUGGCCAGGAGCGUUUUAAAUGCAUAGCAGGCGCCUAUUAUCGCAAUGCAAGCGUGAUAGUGGUUACCUAUGACAUGUCCAAGCGGGAUUCCCUGGAAUCGGCUAAAAAGUGGCUCAAUAGCGCACUCAACUACAAUACAAGCACAAAACCCUUGGUCUUCCUAGUGGGCACAAAAGCAGAUCUUUUGACAAAGGAGGAGUUUGUGCGAAUGGAACGGUUGGCGGGCGUGGCAGCUGCCGAGCUGCAGGCGGAAUAUUGGUCGGUCUCAGCACGAUCUGGUUUCAAAGUCACAGAAUUCUUUCAGAGAAUUGCUGGCCUAGCUUUUGAGGAAGCUGUAAGGCAGGAUAUAAAGUACAUUAAGAGUAAGCCACAGCAACAGGCAACUCAGUCAUCAGUUAAAUCGCAAACUUUUGAUUUACGCAACAUUUUUAGUGGCCGCCUUUCGCCCCAAAAGAGCGGCUGUGCUUGCUAGCCUGCAUACAUUACUAUAUUCUAAGUUUAAACUUAGGCUUUUAAUAAAACAUUUUAAUAUAACUUUAUAAAA
Drosophila biarmipes is the source of this 906-nucleotide messenger RNA. It is a transcript of the gene RabX5, whose product is annotated as ras-related protein Rab-34. The transcript has 6 exons. The record is from RefSeq and is a predicted model, not a curated record. NCBI's taxonomy places the organism in Eukaryota, Metazoa, Arthropoda, Insecta, Diptera, Drosophilidae. Gene Ontology annotation, molecular function: GTP binding; GTPase activity. The coding region runs from base 1 to 834 and encodes 277 amino acids.